Cucumis sativus (cucumber) is the source of this 1413-nucleotide messenger RNA. Its product is annotated as transcription factor MYB92. The transcript has 3 exons. The record is from RefSeq and is a predicted model, not a curated record. The coding region runs from base 103 to 1137 and encodes 344 amino acids. Lineage: Eukaryota; Viridiplantae; Streptophyta; Magnoliopsida; Cucurbitales; Cucurbitaceae.
AGGCCCUGCAGCCAUAAAAACCCUACUUUCAAAUUAAAGAUCAGUUAAGAAAGAAGAGAGUGAUCAAUUAGCAUAGCAUAUAUAUCAUAUUACAAAAGGGAAAUGGGAAGGAGCCCUUGUUGUGAUGAAAGUGGCCUUAAGAAAGGCCCUUGGACUCCUGAAGAAGACCAGAAGCUCAUCAAACAUAUCCAAAAUCAUGGCCAUGGCAGCUGGAGAGCCCUCCCCAAACUCGCGGGGCUAAAUAGAUGUGGAAAGAGUUGCAGAUUGAGAUGGACAAACUACUUGAGGCCAGAUAUUAAGAGAGGAAAAUUUUCUCAAGAAGAAGAGCAAACUAUUCUCAAUCUCCACUCUGUCCUUGGAAACAAGUGGUCAGCAAUUGCAAGUCAUUUACCGGGACGAACAGACAAUGAAAUCAAGAAUUUUUGGAAUACUCAUUUAAAGAAAAAGCUAAUUCAAAUGGGUUUUGAUCCAAUGACUCAUCGUCCUCGAACCGACAUAUUUUCAAGUUUGCCACACAUCAUAGCAUUGGCCAGUCUUAAAGAGCUAAUGGAGAAUCCUUCAUGGGAAGAACAAGCUUUGAGAUUACAAGCUGAAGCUCUUCAAAUGGCCAAGUGUCAAUACCUUCAAUACCUCCUCCAACCACCUUCAUUAAUUAGUAACAAUAAUAAUCCUACUGAAAUUGAUAUUAUGAAUUUGAUUAACUCUCUUUCUUCUCCUCUCUUUGAAAACCAAAUCAGUAUCACCCAGAAUAAUAACAAUAUUAAUCCUCCUCUCCAACCACUCGGUACUGACUCAGUGAGUCUUCUAUUUUCCCAUUUGCCAAGCUUGGAAGUAGUUCCAAGUAACAAUACAAAUACAUAUGAAACGAUGCCGUUCAUUGCUAAGGAAAUGUGCUCCCAAAAUAAUGAAGUUUGUGAUGCUAAUAAUAAUUCUCCAUGGCAACUGCCUUUUUCUUCAACCGCCCCCUCGCCUCCGUCGGUGGCACCGCGGAUGAAUAUUAUUAACGAGGGACCUUCUUCAAACAGUAAUUAUGGAGAUGCAUGUAGCAGUUCAAGCCUUGGCGGAUCCUCUUCUUCCAUUUGGCCGGACCACCUCCUCCUUGAAGAUGCUUUGUUUCAUGAUAUUCCUUCGCUUUAAAAUCUUAAAAUAAAAAAAUACAUAUUAUAUUUAAUGCUUUUUUUUUCUUUUUUGGUAAGUAUCUUGGUGCGUAUAUUUUAUAUUACACAACACCUGAGGAUUUAAUUUACAUGCAUAUAUACAUACAUCUAUACGCUGCUUGUGUGUUCGUAUUAUGUAAAAUUUUGUUUCUUCUCUGUGGAAAAAGAAAUUUCAGUUCAUCAAAUUGCUGAUUGGAAUUGAGCUGAUCCAUGUUUCUCUCAUUAAGGGGAAAGAAAACGUAUUGUGUUUUUGUUA